AUGGUAAGAAUAGGGCAGGGUGGGCUCGCAGUGCUUUAUGUUCUCUAUGGUGUUCGGUUCCACGCCCUCGAGGGCAGGACAGGGGUGGUUUCCCACGUGGCCAGUUUCGAUGCUGAGCUCAGGCUCUGGGAGUCCCGUGUGAGCGAGGUCCUAGAGCGAGGGAUCGGGAAAGCCCGCCGGAUUGCGGGGAUUCUCCACAGGGAGCCCGUGCCUGUCACAGUAGUGGGGAAGUCAUCAAGGGCAGAAGAUGGUGCCAGAUCUAGAAGGAAAGGAGGUUCAUCCUCUUGGCAACCUGAGGGCCUAUUUCUGGAUGAAGGGAUAGAGUCGCUGAAGAAGUGUGUGGAGGGUUACAUUGCGAGAAUAGAGAAGGAGGGCCAGUGGUACCAGGCCCUGAAGGCCCAUGUGGAGGAGAAGCUACAACUAGCCAGCGAGGAGAUUGCCCAGGUGCGCAGCAAGGCCCAAGCGGAAUCCUUGGCCUUCCAGGCCAGCCUGAGGAAGGAGCAGAUGCGCAUCCACUUGCUGGAGAAGACAGUGGAGCAAAAGACUAAGGAAAACGAGGAACUGACCCGGAUCUGUGAUGACCUCAUCUCCAAGAUGGAGAAGAUCUGACAUAACCCCACCCCGUGUGUGUGUGUGUGUGUGUGUGUGUGUGUGUGUGUGUGUAUGCGCGUGCGCGCGCACACCUAUCUUUCUGUCUGCCUGUCUGUGGAAGUUUUCCUGUUCUUCUCUCUUGAUCUCUUGUUUUUAAACUAGACUGCUUUAAAAAGAGUAAAUAAAGAUUGCCUUUGGUUCAAAAAAAAAAAAAAAAUCCCAGGGGGCCAUGGGAUCCGAGUGGAAACGGGCUCCAGAUGUCCUGCUUUUGCCUGCUGGGUCUCAAUGUCCUGCCUUACUGAGCACUUGUCCUCGCUUUCAUAUAGACUUAAGCUUGAGAGAUGACCAGCAAUAAGCUGUCCCUUUCUACCUGAACCUUCUUUUCAAUGACAAGUACAAAUGCAACCAGGCAGGUAGGCCUAGGGGCCAUGACUCAUCUCUUGAGGGACCUAGCAGUGGUGUUUGACCCCUGCAGCCCUUGCUGGCCACUGUCAGCCAGUUGGCCAAGGCCUGUGUACAGAUGCAUGGAGUCCCUCAGCCACAGCUAUGGGGGUCCCUGGGAAAGUGAGCUAUUUUAAGUUGGGUCUAUGUAACUGUAAUAUCUUCUCUCUUCUAUGAGAGUUAAUUGAGAAAAUGUACAUGUCACAGAAUAAAUAAUAAAAAAAAGCACUGAAAUCAUUACAAAAUAGAUAGGAAUCAUUACAAAACGCAUCAACAGAGUGCAUACCCGGUUGGUUAAAAGAAGACCCAUCGGGUACUGGUCAGUGUGGAUAAUUCCUGGACAAGGGAUGCUGUAAGUCAAGACAAAACUCCUGGGGCCCUCCCAUUUCCUGAGGUGAUGGGCUGACCACAGAGAAGAAGGCAAAUCAUCACACUUCGGGUCUACACUACCAACUUGGUUUCAGUUUGUCACAGAAGUUAGAAGUAGGAAUGUCACGAUGAAAUAACUGGGUGAUGGGCAUUAAGGCCGGCACGUGACGUGAUGAGCACAUUAUAUGCAAAUGAUGAAUCACUGAACGCUGCAUCAAAAAUUAGUGAUGUUCUAUAUGUUGGCUAAUUGAAUUUAAAUAAAUUAAUAAAAUGAAAAAACAAAUA
Lutra lutra (Eurasian river otter) is the source of this 1686-nucleotide messenger RNA. RefSeq lists its product as uncharacterized. Gene Ontology annotation, biological process: cell population proliferation; cerebral cortex development; mitotic spindle organization. Lineage: Eukaryota; Metazoa; Chordata; Mammalia; Carnivora; Mustelidae. Bases 1 to 609 code for a protein of 202 amino acids. Gene Ontology annotation, cellular component: cytoplasm. The record is from RefSeq and is a predicted model, not a curated record. The transcript has 2 exons.